This is a messenger RNA of Fusarium venenatum, 417 nucleotides long. Its product is annotated as mitochondrial import inner membrane translocase subunit TIM16. Lineage: Eukaryota; Fungi; Ascomycota; Sordariomycetes; Hypocreales; Nectriaceae. Gene Ontology annotation, cellular component: TIM23 mitochondrial import inner membrane translocase complex. The record is from RefSeq and is a predicted model, not a curated record. Gene Ontology annotation, biological process: protein import into mitochondrial matrix.
AUGGCGCACAAGUUCGUCGUCACAGCCUUCUUGACAGGCUCUCGAAUCCUCGGUCGAUCCUUCGUCGCCGCUUACAAGCAAGCUCAAGCUGCUUCCGCCUACCAGCGCGCCCAGGUCAAGGCCGGCAACACCACAGGCGGUGCUUCUCUCUCCUCAGGCAUGACCCUCGAUGAGGCAUGCAAGAUCCUCAAUGUCAAGCCCCCUGCCGGCGGACAGGCCAACGUCGAGGAGGUGUUGAGCCGUUACAAGCGACUGUUUGACGCCAACGAACCCCAAAAGGGUGGCAGUUUCUACCUCCAGAGCAAGAUUGUGAGAGCAAAGGAACGAUUCGAGCGAGAGAUUGGACCUAUACGGGAGAAAAUGGAGGCAGAGGCCGAGAUCAAAGAGGGCUUCAAGCCCAAGGUCUACAAGGACUAG